ACCCCGCCAUAUUUCUCAGCAAAAUCUUGCUUCCUCCCUCGAAUUUUACAUCUCCACUCUCCAAAUCUGAUCCGUUGUUCACUCAAAAUUUCUUCGGCUAGUUUGAUCCUGGUUUCUGCGAUUUUGAAACAAAAGCUUGAAUCGAUCCUUUCCAGUUUUCAGCGACACGAAUCGAUUCAUUUCGGGUACUAAAUCACCAGGUGACAGCGAAUUUGUCUUCCCAGAGACGGAAUGCAAAGCCAAAGCGUAAUGAUUCUGUGGUUCCUCUGUGGCAACAACCGUUGCCCUGGAAGUGUUCAAGAAAGUAACUUGGGGGAGCUUGAAAAAUCAUCUCCCCCAAGUUACUUGACUGAUUUUGGUGUCACUAAAGGCUAUUUUAUUUUACUUUUGGGUGCAACCAUUUAAUCUGAUUUUUCUGCACUAUAUGAGCACUGUUAGUUGCUGUUUUGGUGCUCUCAUCUUGCCCUGUUCUUGCACAUGAAUUAUGCCAUGUUUCAUCAUGUUUUAUUUACUGAAAAUAUGCCAUGAACCAUGUAUUUUUCUGCACUCUUCCUACACAGUUUUGUGACUCUAAUAUGCUGAUUUUUGCCUCUAGAACUUGAAAGCUACACAGAAUGCUGCUAUGGAAUUUUGAUUAUUUUCCCCUUUAUUGUACAUUUGUUUUGGACACUAACUUGCAGUCCAUUUUUCCUCAUUGGUACAAAAUUAUGCACUGUUUUUAACUUAAAACUUCACCAUUUUGGACUGUGUUGCUUUCAUUUUUUCUCAUGUGCAAGAUGGAUGUUUUUCUGAUGCCUAAUGUCUAUUACUAUUCUGACUCUUUCUGCUUGAUUAGAAUUUAGUGAUAAUUCUUGAUUGUGAAAGGAAGAGUAAUCAGAAAUGUUCAAAACGUGUUUAGGAAUGCUUAAGUGAAGGAACUAGACAAGUUAUUAUUUCAAGCAUUUUUAUUUUCCAGUUACUGCUUUAAUUCUUGUUUUAAUGAUGGGCAUUUUUUCAUGAUAAUUGUGCCUUAAUUAUAAAUUGUCACCUAAAGAAAGGAUUAAUGAUAUCUUGUUUGUAAUCAUCAGUAUGAUAUGAAGAUCACUACCAAGUGAUCUUGUACCACAGGGACCGCAUUGAACACUAGGGAAAUUAAUAGGACUUGCUAUUUACGUUGCGCAGAAAAAAAAGUAGGACUACUUAAAUUAGCAAAAUUUCUUACACAACAAUACUGACAACUUUGAUUUCAAGCCCAACGGUGUGUUUUGGAGAAAUUCAUUUUUUUUUUAAAAGAUCAGCUUUUAACUUUUUCAUUGUCCAGAAUUUAUUUCCAUCAAGACUCAUUUUCUAAAGGGUUUCCCAACAUUGUAACAUCAUAGAACUAGUAGUAUAAUAAUUAAAUAUAGGAGUAAUCUUCAU
Messenger RNA from Rubroshorea leprosula, 1398 nucleotides. The record is from the annotation of a GenBank genome assembly. NCBI's taxonomy places the organism in Eukaryota, Viridiplantae, Streptophyta, Magnoliopsida, Malvales, Dipterocarpaceae.